Protopterus annectens (West African lungfish) is the source of this 6075-nucleotide messenger RNA. Its product is annotated as F-box only protein 27-like. The coding region runs from base 169 to 852 and encodes 227 amino acids. Gene Ontology annotation, molecular function: ubiquitin protein ligase activity. The record is from RefSeq and is a predicted model, not a curated record. The transcript is spliced from 7 exons. Gene Ontology annotation, cellular component: cytoplasm; SCF ubiquitin ligase complex. Lineage: Eukaryota; Metazoa; Chordata; Ceratodontiformes; Protopteridae. Gene Ontology annotation, biological process: SCF-dependent proteasomal ubiquitin-dependent protein catabolic process; glycoprotein catabolic process.
UCGGGGGUGGGCAAGGUUUUCUGUUUACGCAUUUUCGGGGGAUUGUCUUUGCCAUUACACUGAACCACCGCCCUAGAUAAAGUCGUAAUUGAAACUCGGCUUUUAGGACUUUACGAGUGCUUGUGACCGAAAGCAGGGGACAUAGAAAUAUAAUAGAAGUCAAAAAGUAUGAGUGGUGAUAACGUUUCUGGACCCUUCAACAGGAACUUAAUCAAAAAUCCCUGUGGAGAAGAUGGGUUUAAUUACUGGACAAAGAUAGAUGGAGGUAAUGGAUGGGUUAUUGAGAACCACCACAGUGAUGCUCCAGAAGGAUCAUCAGAUAAGUGCUUUGUAUCAUCAUAUGGCUGGUGUGUUAAGAAACAAACAGUAGAUCUUAUUGAGGAAGGGCUGUCAAGGGAGUUUCUAGAUAGUCAACAGCCAGACAUCUGCAUCUAUGAUUGGUACUCUUGCCGUAAUGAUUGUGGAUGUACUUACUCAAUUACAGUCCGUCUCUUGGCUGAAGAUAGGAAAACAGUGCUAGCAAAAUUUGAAAAGCAUCCUCCUGAAAUUCCUCAGUGGAGCACACCUAUUUACAAAAAGGUGUCUUGUGUCUUCCGUGAUUAUGGGUCUGGUGUACGUUAUGUGAGCUUUCUACAUAGAGGAAAGGACACUCAGUUCUGGGCUGGACAUUAUGGAUCUCGUAUUACAAACUCCACAGUUGUAGUCCGUGAGAACAGACUGGAAGAUUUGGAAGGUGCUGACAUCAUAACUGCAUCCACUGAGGAAAAAGAAGAAUAUGAUGAUGAACAGUUCCCAGAAGAUAAGGAGCUUGAAGAGGAUGACAAUUUUUUGGAAGAGGAGUUGAAUGAAUAAAAUUCCAAAUAUUGGAAAGAAAGUGACACAAACUGACUUGCCACACUGUUUCACACUGACAAUUCUCUGAACUGGUGUCGUCUGACAACUAUACUGUACUGGUGAUGUACAUACAGCUGAGGAUACUGUUUGCAUUUCCAUAAAGCGAGAAACAGUUUGGGAAUUAUUAUUAUUCUUUUGACUUGACUGGAAAUGGGUUCUUAUCUGUAUUUUUAUUUUAUUUUAUCUUUUUUUUUUUAAUAAAGCUGUAACUGCUAAACACAGUUUAGACUGUUAGCUGUUAGGUUUAGGCUGCUCCUUUUCCAUAUUGUUACAUAUAUAGUUACAGGCACUUGGACAAGGUCAAUUCCAAAAUAUUUGUAACAGUAAGGACAGCUGUUUAUAACAUAUGAUCCAUAUAUAUUUCAUAUAUUUCCAAUAUAAAAUCAUGACUAGCUGAAGUUGAUUAUAUUUUUUCUCCUCGCUAUUUCAACAGAUGAUUACUGUAAUUGGUGAAUAAAUGAUCGUUUGUUUUAAAAUAUUUGCUUUCUUAUUUGCAUUUUACAUUUCUUUCAGCCUUCCUUGUUUCUGUGUUUAUGUUUUCAUACUUUCAUACUUUUGUUUAUUUUGUUGACUGCAUUAUUGCAUCUUGCUUAACAAUUUUGGCAGUACAAGUGUUGUUAUUCUUGUUUAGGUAGUAACAUAAUUUGUCUUGUCUAAAAUACUGAAAUAAUUUCAAGAGACUGACCUUGCCAAAAUCAUUAGUUAACCAAGAGCUAAAUGUAUGUAGCUUUGAAUCUGGUACCUGUACUGUUUAGUAAACACUGUGGCACUGCAGUUAUCUACAAAUGGUUAUAUAGAAAAUGGAAUUCACACAUUCAUUCAAACAUGAUGUGGCAAAACAACAGCUUGUGUGCAUCUUUUAAAAAUAACUUUCUUGUGAACUACCAGAAUUAUUACACUAUUAUCUAGAGUUUGGUGCAUGUCUGAAGAUGGCAGAGGUUUGAAGGCAUGAUGAUGAUGAAGGAUUUCAUGGUGGAGUAGUUAUUAACUAAUUUGCACUCUGAAAUUUUAAUGUCUAUUUUGUUAAUGUUUUUGUCCAGGCUGCCUGGGUGUUCGAGACACUAAUGUUGUUUGAACUGUUUCACAUUGGUUUUGUCUUAUCUGAAUUAUUUUCACAGUUCUUGCUUUGUGGUUAAGCUGGUAUAUAUAGAUAGCUGUUGGAUUUCAUCUUUGAUGAGGUUAGCAGACUUUUGGUGGACUUUCAGCAUUCUGUUCAUGAGCUUUUAAAGCUAUGCUUGAGAAGCAGUUUAAGAACAGCUUGCUGUGUUACUGUACCGACAUCAUGACUGUUAGCACUUUGUAACUUAUUACAGUUUGCUGCAUUCUUACUUGUUGAAAAGUAGCAAAGUUGCUGCUCUUGUCAUUAUGUUUGUGCUUGAGGAUUCUAGUUUUGUUUGUUGUGAUGUGGUCAAGUGCCCAAGUGAAUGUGUUGCUGUGUUUUUCCAUUGUAUGGUCAAUUUCUGGAGUUUGGACUUUGUGUGAGUUUAAUUUCACCCAAGCUAGUAGGUCAUGAAAGCUUUGCUUCUCUUUGGAAUAGUGUUCAAGAACGUGUUCACUUAUAACAUCACUUGAGUGGACACUUUUGUAUGUUCUUCAUUGGUAUAUUUUUGUAAAUGUAUUGGUUAUUCCAUAGUGCUUGUUUUGUAAUAACCUAACAUUAUUUGCUGUAUGUUUUUAAAAGUCAUUGUAUUGUUUUGCUACUUCGCUUUAUUGGUAUUCAGUGCUUAGGAAAUAAACUACAAUAAACUUUAAGUUAGAAUUAAAGUGGUAUAUUGCUUCAGUCUUCAGUUUAGGAAGUAUAGCAAGGCUGUAGCAAUACUUGUCUAAAGAUUAAAAUGUACUAUAUGGUACAUGGUAAAAUUAAUGGGUAAUAGUAAAACAAAAAGGUGAACAAUGCUUACUCCGAUGCACAGCUGUAUGGGCCUUAAGAAAUAACAAUCCUGUUUGCAGAGAAACCCUGAUUGGCAUCCUGUUUAUGAAUUGAUCUGAUAUCCAUUUUUAAGCUAUCAAAGAGAACUCAGCAGUUAAUUCAUCCGAAGUAAUGCUCUGUUUUGCAGAAAACAGUGUGGUGACCUUGGCAUUUGUUUCGGUCACUCACGGAAGUUGCAACAUCAGCCAUCUUAGUGGCUUCAUCUCAUCAUUUCUUUAUGGAAUAUUUCCUAAGCAAAAGCUUCUUUCAGGAAAAUCAGAUAGAAAUAGUUCUGAUUGUAUUUUGUGUCAAGUCGACAGUAUAAUGCAAUAGUUCAUAUUAAGCUGUUAACUCUGAUAUGACUUUUAAGCCUUCCACUUAGUGACACUUCAUUUUACUAGGCUGACAUUGAAAACACAGUUGCAUCUAAUAAGCCUGCACCAAAAAUAGUUUUGAGAUAAUUAUGCUGGGAAAGUCGAUUUUAUGAUAAAAUACUGAGUCUCAUGUCAAUAUGUUUGCAAUCCCUCUUCCAUUACUGCUUGUAACAGUGCCUUGAGGAGCUAUAUGUAUACAGCCUUGUUUUGUGAAGAUAACAGCUGUUCUCUGAUUUUGGUGUGUUGAACUCUGGAAUAUUUCUUUACUCCUUUGAAAGCUUUAUUUUUUUCUACCUUGUAUGUGUCUAUAGGCUUGGAAUCUUUUGAAAUGACUCUGUCUUUUAAAUUACAGGUCUGUAAUGACACAGAAAUUAGAAUUGUUCUUAUGGUAUUUGCUCAAGACUGCUCUAGCCUUCCAUAAUGUUGUUUCCAAAUGAGCUUGCCUCCAUGUACCGGUGUCAACACACAAAAGAGUGGGGAGGAGUUUACUGUAGCAGUCUGUACCAGGAUGUUGUAAGAGUUUGAAAAGUUCUAACUAAAACAAUAUUCUCAUCCAAGAAGACUUUUCAUCUGAAAUUUGGUGGUGACAAAUAUGUGUAUGUUUACUUUGCUUAAGAUUUAUUUACUGUUAUUUAUUUAUUUUUUGGAUGGCUCCUCAGUCUUGCCUUAUUUUUUUAUCUUUGUUUAACCCUUCAAUGUUUAUUUUGCAGAUUUUCUUCAGUGGUAAUUAGUAAAAAAAAAAAAAAAUCUUACCAGUAGACAUCUGAAUUAAUUUGAACUUAUCAUCAUUAAGAUCUUGAUUCGUCCAUGAAAAUCUGUUUGUAAUAACUGCAAAAAAGUUUAAACUUAUAUAUAUAUAUAUAUUAAACAUCAGUGGUACUGAAUGCUUACAAUAGAAACCUUGUACUGUAAUUUAAUGACAUGUGCAUGCACAGUGUAUUUGAAGGAUAUCUCCACAUCGUCAACGAGGUGUAAACAUUCAGCUCCAGAAAACUUGUCAUUUAUAUAAUAGCAUUAUUUUAAAAAUAUUUUAUGUGGUUCUAUGGUGUUUGAUCAUACUAAUUUAAUGUUGAAUUAAAAACAGACAAAAAAAGUUAGAACACAGAUAGUACCAAAAGAAAAUAUUAAAUGAAAUAAUAUUGGGAAAGGAAAAUUAUUUCCUCUUCCAAUAUUAACACUAAAACCUCCAUAACACUAGCCUCUCAAGGUUACUUUCUUUGCAUCUAUGUCUGAAACACAUAAUAACAUGGUUACGAUUGCAGACCUCAUCAUAACCCACCAUGUUCAUUUCAAAAUCAGUCUGCUGUUACUUAUGAUGCAAAACAGUUUAUUUUGUUACAUAUAAUAGGGGCUGCAUUUCCCACCCCAGCCCCAUUUUCUGCAACUACCUGUUAUGUUUCAAUAUUUGUAUCAGAGAAUAAAUGAUUUAGCCGAUUCUGCCUUGCUAGAAAUAGAUAUAACUAAUUAAUUUUAAAAUCAGUCUGCUGUUGCUUGACAAAUGCAUACAGCACUUCAUUGUGCCUUCCUGCCAAAAUAUGCAAGUAGUUUAUUUCAGAUUCAGUGUGCUAUUAGUUGGCACAUACUUACUGUAUAUCAAAACAAUUUAUUUUAGAGAAAAUAAUGUCUCAAUUCCUACAGCAUUAUUUCAGUAUUUCAUUUAUAACAGUUAGCAAGUGCUUCUGAUAGCUCUUGUGAAGGCAGUGUGUUCCUGUCACCCCAUACAACUUUUGCUUUACAGUAUGAGGUAUUAGAGAAUCAAUGAAUGAUGUAGUCAGUUGUGUCUUCUUCCUUCUAAAGGCCAUAUUAACUUAGUAUCUCCACUCGUGAGGCUGUACUCCAGUAUUUUAUUUACAGCUAUAUACAAUUAGUUCUAGCAGUGCUUCUGAAUGUAGUGUCAUUGACUAACUGUACAUUACUGUAUUUCAUUCUGUGAACAGCACAGCUUUGCCUACUAAUCCUACAUUGUCAUUGUAGUUCAACCCAGUAGUUGGCAUUAACAAAUUAUUGUUUAUUUUCUUUUGUCUAAUGUGCAAGCCAACAGUUGGCAUUGGCAAAUGAUUAUUUUUCUUUACCCAGCUAUUCACAUGCAUUACUUCCUUGUAAUCUGUUAACUUAUUUUUUUUAUCCUGCAGCCAUCUUUACUUUUUUUAUCUCAACGCAUCAUUUUCCUUUUAGUAUUUUUUUCUGCAGUACAAAUUAGACAUAUCCAAAAGACAUUAAAACCCAGCUUUGUACUUUAGGUUCCGUUGAUCUUUUUGUUUUUUUAUCUGUGCAGUAUGCACAUUAAUCUAUAUACCAUUCUUACAUAUUUUGUGUUAUGACCAGGAAAUAUUAAAAAAAAUGAAUCUAUGCAAGACUUAUCAUUAUUACCUCUUUACCAAAUGCAAAUAAAAUUAGACAUUUAGUGAAUAACAAUACUGUGUGCAAAAAAAAAAAAAAAAAUAGUUUACUGAUUGCAACCUACCAUGAGACCUAAACUCAAACUUAUACUAUUCCAUUUUUUUUGCUGUGAGUUUUAAAUAUGCCUGUUUUGGCAAAAUGACAUAAUAUGGUGUCCACAUUAUUUUUCCUUAGUGUUUGAAAUGGAUUUCAGUAGAAACAUCUUCAAGUUGCAAAUGGGAUAUGUUUGCUUUGUAAACAUAACUUCACUAGACCAUACUGCUGCUUUAUUGUUGGCAUUUGCUGUUGUACACAUUUAACCACUUUAAUUCAGAUUUAUUGCCUUUGGAUAUAUACAGUCAUUGGGUGUAUAACUUACUGAUGUCUAAAAAUUGUUCACACUUUAUGCAAAAUUUGCUAAAACUGCCUAUGCAAACAAAAGCACGCUUAGCUUUGUAUGUUUGAAUCAAGUUUUGUGCUGCAAAAUUAAUAAAACUCUUGCUGCUGCAGGUAUCAAUA